Poecilia latipinna (sailfin molly) is the source of this 861-nucleotide messenger RNA. RefSeq names its product nucleolar protein 58-like. Gene Ontology annotation, cellular component: small-subunit processome; box C/D methylation guide snoRNP complex. Gene Ontology annotation, molecular function: snoRNA binding. The transcript has 5 exons. Lineage: Eukaryota; Metazoa; Chordata; Actinopteri; Cyprinodontiformes; Poeciliidae. The record is from RefSeq and is a predicted model, not a curated record. Bases 29 to 550 code for a protein of 173 amino acids.
CCUGUCGCGUUAUGUCCAGAUUUCCCGAAUGCUGGCGGCUAAAACAGCGCUGGCUAUCCGAUACGACGCACUUGGCGAGGACACGAACGCAGAAAUGGGAGCAGAGAACCGGGCCAAGCUGGAGGCCAGACUACGACAGCUGGAGGACAGAGGAAUCCGAAGAAUCAGCGGAACAGGCAAAGCAAUGGCAAAGGCAGACAAAUACCAGCACAAGAGCGAGGUGAAAAUCUAUGAUCCAUCCGGCGACUCGACAAUUCCGUCCACCUCGAAAAAGAGGAAAUUUGAGGAAGUCGAGGGGGAGAAGAGUGAACAGGACCCUGUACCUGUAACCAAGUUCAAAAAGCCCAAAAAGGAACCGGUAGCAGAAGAGCAAGAGGUCGAAACGGCAGCAGAGUCUCCCAAGAAAAAGAAGAAGAAGAAGGAAAAGAAGGCAGAGGAGGAACCUGAGGAGCCAAAGGAAGAAGAUGAGGAGAUACCAAUCAGUGAGGAGCCAACAGAAAAGAAGAAAAAGAAGAAAAAAAAGAAGGUGAAGGAGGAAGAGGAUGAUUGAAGAGUUAGCAUAGUGUAUAUUCUUUAUUUUGGCUUUUCUUUCUUUAUACAUUUGUCUCAAACAUUUUUAUCUUCAAAAAGGCACAGCAGUAUUAUGGUGCCUAUUCCCUGGCAUGAAAGACGAAUGUGAAAUUCGGCAGAUCUCAUUUUAUGGAUGAGAGAGAGCGUCGCUCCAGUCAUGAGUGAAAUCUCACGGAGUUUCUAAUGUUUCUUUUUUAUCCGUUUAAUUUAGCUGUUUUCAUGUUGAGACGUCUGUAUGAAAUGAGAUCAAAUGUGAAUGACGAGACAAAUAAAUGGAGAUUUCUCAUUUGA